This is a messenger RNA of Amaranthus tricolor (Joseph's coat), 2490 nucleotides long. RefSeq lists its product as uncharacterized. The record is from RefSeq and is a predicted model, not a curated record. Lineage: Eukaryota; Viridiplantae; Streptophyta; Magnoliopsida; Caryophyllales; Amaranthaceae. The transcript has a single exon. The coding region runs from base 189 to 2126 and encodes 645 amino acids.
CAAGACUUAAAUAUUUCAUAGUCAAAGAUCAUCAUCAGUAUUUUGCACUAUAUUUUUACUAGUACUAGUAUAUUAUAUUGCUUGUUCACAACUUACAAUAUGACUCUUAGUAGUCUGUCCAAAAGAAAAACUUCAACCAGCUAAAUUGAUACAGAUCUAGAGUUACUACCUUAGUUGCUAAAACAAUCAUGAACAAUCAAUCUGAUCAAUCAUUACAACACCCUUAUGAAAAUCUACAAGCUAUAGUGGAUGAUCUCAAUCUCAAGCAUCCAAAUUCCUUAGAGAUUGUGAAAUCCUCCAUCAAAAUUAUCACAAGCAAUACCAAAUACAUGUUCAUUUUGAUUCUAUCUAUUCUACCUUUCUUCCUUUUCAUGGUUAUUUUAGAGACGAACAUUCGAGAAGUCAAGAUCGACAUAUCAGAGUUUCUAAUACCAUUUUCCUACCCCAACAAUGAUGAUUACCUUCUUGAUGCUUAUUCGAGUAGCCAAGAUAUGAACCAACCCAAAAGAGAUUGUUUUCGUAUACUUCUCGAGUUCUUUCCCUUUCAUUUGAUUCUUCUUCCUUUGUUUGAGAUCAUUAGUUUGCCUAUAAUCCUUAAUGUCUCAGCUAAGAUCAAUGCAGGACAGAUUGAAUCAACUACCCUUAAAGAGAUUAUCAAUGAAUCAAUAAUUAAACUUAAGGGUCUAAUUAAUACCUUUGUUUGGGUAUAUUUUCAUUCAACUUUGACACUAAUAGCUCUUGGAUUGAUAUUAGUACAUCACUUUCAGACUGCACCAGCAGACUUUUGGUUAAAUAUGGUAUCAAUUACAGUUCAUUCAGUCUUAUUCCUUGGUUUUCUAUACAAAUUCUUGUAUUGGAGCUCAAUUUGGAACUUGGGUAUGGUAAUUACCUUUAUAGAAGAUUGUUCUGGGAUCGCAGCAUUAGAUAGAUCAGAACGUUAUGCAAAACAAGGUAAGAAAAUCGAGUUCCAAUUGAUGUUUAGUGUUCUUGUAUUUUAUAUUGUUUUAAGGCUUCCUUACAUGUAUGAUGGCUUAUUUGAUGAAGAUUAUGCCGGUGUUUCGAUAACAUGUAUCGUCAUGAUAUCGAUUUCGUUAGGGAAUUUGGUGAAAUGGGUUGCAUUUUUGUUAUCCUAUUACUAUUGCAAGAAGCAAUACAGGGAAAAGAAAGUUGAAGAUCAACAGGGUAUGAUGGUAUUCAAAAUUAGGCAAGUUUUCAGUAAUCUGCAGGAGUUAAAAUCCUUUGAAAUUCUGAUAUCAGCACUAAAAAUCUUUACAAGUAAUAUCAAAUUCAUGUUGUUUAUUGUAUGUUGUAUUCUCCCUUUGUAUAUUUUCAUGGUCUUUUCAGAGAUAAAGCUCCAAGAGGCCAUAGAUUAUGCCUUAUCGAACUCGACAAAAGAUUUUAUACCCGCAAUUCUCAAACUGUGUCUCUUCUAUGUGUUUCUCUACCCGAUUCUAGAGUGUGUUAGCAUAUGUUAUACCAUAAAAAUCGCGGAAAAACUUCAUGUAGGAGAAAAACAGGUAACUAUCAAGCAUAUACUUAACCAAAAACUUAGCCUAAAAUGUCCUUUUAUUACCUAUCUUUAUGUUUAUUUCCAAUCUUCAGUGACUUUUCUAGGCCUUCUUGGGGUAUUAGGAAAUUACAAAAUCUUCUCAUUCAUAAGCUAUUACUCGUAUCUCGAGUAUGUUGAGAUUGGGUUGAACAUUUUGUCUAUUUCUUUUCAUUCAAUGAUAUUCUUUGGUUUGCUUUACAAGUACUUAGAAUGGAGUGCAAUUUGGAACUUGGGUAUGGUGAUUUCUGUUAUGGAAGAACAAAAUGGGAUCGCGGUCUUAGGAAUAUCAGAUUAUUAUGGAAAGAAGUGUAAGAAAACUGGGUUUGAAUUGAUGCUGGUGUUUUUCUUGACUGGUAAUGUUUUGAGGGUGUUUUGUUUGUAUGGUGGGUUAUGUAAUGGAAGUUUUGCUGGUGUUUUGAUCACUUGUGUGAAUAUAAUGCUGUUUUUAUUGGCUAAUUUGGUGAAAUGGAUUACUUUUUUGCUGUAUUAUUAUCAUUGUAAGCAGCAAAUAAUGGAAAAGAAGGUUGAUGAUCAAGAAUUGGGAGUUAAGCUAGAAAGUACUGGUGUUUUAUCUUGAUUAUGUCAUAAAAAUGUAUAAAAAUUUGGAGUAUAUGAACACUAAUUUGGUAAAUUAUCAUUUGGUUGUGCUUUCAUGAGUUCAUUUGCUUAAUCUGUCUCUGAUGUCUUGUGAGGCAGGGCAAUGCUUGAUAUAAUAUAGUUUACAUAACCUAUCAAUUGUAUUGGGCAUUAUAUGUCAAGGAACUAACUCAACCAAAGCAUAAGUUGAUGAUUGAUGCCUCGGAUACCAUGUAAAAAUACCAACUCAACCAAAAGCUUAGCUGAUGGUUGAGGCCAGAUGAUAUUUAUUGUAUAUUACCAUUAUAGUCAUGGUAUGUAAUAAUAAAGAUAUGAUAAUAUAUUUAGAAAGUUGAUGGUUGACU